UGGCUGUCCGUCAAAGAAAGGCGCCUGGCCGUUCUGCGUGACACCCAAGGCGCAGUGACUCCUUGAUCGAGUUGUAUGACCAAUGAAUUACAGUUCCGCGCUUUGACGCAGGUUAUUUUAACAGAAGCAUUGUUUCUAAUGUUUGUUGGUGAAUCAAAGACGCUCCAAGUCCCUGAAUCAUGACUCGGUAGUGUGGAUAUAAAACUGGCUGUCUCCCACCUCCUGGCUGGAGAUUUGAUUUUUCUUCUUCUUCUCGACCCUCAAUUCGUGCUAUUCAUUUUCCCUUCCCAUUCUUGACGACAUUUCCAAUCAUGAGAUUUACAACCAUACUAGCAGCGUGUGCUGCUGCAACUACAGCUGUCGCAGCCCCAAGCAUGAAGCGCGCCAGCAAGCCCGACGACAAAGGGAACACGAAGUUGCUGCUGGGCAACACCGGCCACAUCUACAUCGCCGACUUCAAGGACGACAAAUUCUCCAUAUCUCUCAACCAGUCAGUCACCGGCGACCCGGCCUGGAUGGCCUUUGCCGAGCCCAACCGCGUCUACGCCGUCGACGAGUUCGGCGCCACCCUGAGGCUAUUCAUCCUGGACCUCGAUAAGAACACCCUAGAGCUGAAAGCCGAGCAGACCGGCAGCGCCGGCGUCGUCCACCUGGAAUUCAACAGGGACAAGACCCGGCUGGUGGGCGCGGGCUACGGCGCCGGCAAAAUCGACGUGUGGAACAUCGAGAACAGCGACCUCAAGCUCAUAAAGACCAUCGACUCCCCCGGACCCCUCGGCCCGGACAAGAACCGCCAGGCCACCGCGCACCCGCACCAGGCCGUCCUGGACCCGUCGGGCCGCUUCUUCGCCGUCAACGACCUCGGCACGGACACCAUCCUGCUGCUCGACUCCAAGGACGACGCCUUCGAGGUCGUCAACCGCGUCCCCGUCUCGCCGGGCGGCUGCGGGCCGCGGCACGGCGUCUUCGUCCCGGACGAGGACGAUGACCAGAAGACCGCCACGCACUAUGUAGUCGUCUGCGAGAUGGCGAGCCUGGCACAGGUGUUCUCGCUCGACUACGCCACGGACAACAUCUCGUUCGCGCACGCGCAGUCGGUCUCCACCUACGGCGACACCCCGCCGCCGUCCGGCCAGGGCGCCGCCGCCGGCGAGGUGGCCAUCUCGCCCGGUGCUGACGGCGCGUACGUGUACGUGUCCAACCGCAUGAGCGGCGCCGCGACCGACUCGAUCGCGCGGUUCCGGUUCGUCGUCGACGGCGGUGGUGGUGGUGGUGGUAGCGAAUGCGAGCCGCCGUCGUCGUCGUCGUCGUCGUCGCCGGAUCUGCUGCUGCAGUAUGUCGACUCGUCGAGCACGGGGGGCCUCAGCCCGCGCAUGUUCGGCCUGGCGUCCACUCCCGGCGUGGAGGAUACGCUGUUCGUCGGGAACGUGGAGGGGCCGGUUGGGUUGGUGGCGCUGGUCAUGGACCGGGGAGGGGCGAGGGGUGUUGGGCGGGUCACGUCGGAUUUGUUCGACGGGCCGUCCUCGGGGCCGCAGUUUGUGAUGCCGAUUGGGUAGGUGGCUGGGAGAGGAGAGUAUUUUGGGUGUCUUUGAUGGUGGCGUUAAAGUUUGGGUAGUUGCGGUUGCGACUAGACGACGGUACUCAGCAAUAAAUUGGUUUCUGCUUGUUUGUGCCACGUACCCAAAUAUCAAG
Phialemonium atrogriseum is the source of this 1692-nucleotide messenger RNA. Its product is annotated as Lactonase, 7-bladed beta-propeller-domain-containing protein. The transcript has a single exon. The coding region runs from base 312 to 1556 and encodes 414 amino acids. Gene Ontology annotation, molecular function: protein binding; 6-phosphogluconolactonase activity. The record is from RefSeq and is a predicted model, not a curated record. Lineage: Eukaryota; Fungi; Ascomycota; Sordariomycetes; Cephalothecales; Cephalothecaceae.